CGGGAAGCUCCAACCAGCGGCCCAAGGGGCGGGCCGGAGGGGUGUGGGCCCAAGGGCCGCGGCGCUCCGCGGGCCAGUCGCGGGUUGUCAGAACGGUCGCCGCCGGAGUGGGGCGAGGCUACGUCGCUCGGUCUUGGCGGUCUGGGGCCCGCGUAAGGAUGAGAGCGCAGAGGACGCAGGGCCGCUGGAGGCGCAGGUAACCAAGCUGGGGUGCGGUGGGGCCGCGGCGGGACUUCUUCCGGGACCCGUGCUGAAUGGAAAGGACCGAGACCAUGAGGUUCCGCAUCUAUAAGCGGAAGGUGCUGAUCCUGACGCUCGUGGUGGCCGCCUGCGGCUUCGUCCUCUGGAGCAGCAAUGGGCGACAAAGGAAGAACGAGGCCCUCGCCCCGCCGCUGCUGGACGCCGAGCUCGCGCGAGGAGCGGGCGGCCGGGGCGGGGACCAUUCUGCUGUGUCCGUGGGCAUCCGCCGGGUCUCCAACGAGUCGGCGGCUCCUCUGGUCCCGGCGGCCCCGCAGCCCGAGGCGGACAACCUGACGCUGCGGUACAGGUCCCUGGUGUACCAGCUGAACUUUGACCAGACGCUGAGGAAUGUAGAUAAGGCCGGCUCCUGGGCCCCCCGAGAGCUGGUGCUGGUGGUCCAGGUGCAUAAUCGGCCGGAUUACCUCAGACUGCUGCUGGACUCACUCCGAAAAGCCCAGGGCAUUGACAACGUCCUCGUCAUCUUUAGCCAUGACUUCUGGUCGACAGAGAUCAAUCAGCUGAUCGCUGGGGUGGAAUUCUGUCCGGUUCUGCAGGUGUUCUUUCCUUUCAGCAUUCAGUUGUACCCCAACGAGUUUCCAGGCAGCGACCCCAGAGAUUGCCCCAGAGACCUGGAGAAGAAUGCAGCUUUGAAGAUGGGAUGCAUUAAUGCUGAGUAUCCCGACUCCUUUGGCCAUUAUAGAGAGGCCAAGUUCUCCCAAACCAAACACCAUUGGUGGUGGAAGCUGCAUUUUGUAUGGGAAAGAGUCAAAGUUCUUCGAGACUAUGCUGGCCUCAUACUUUUCCUGGAGGAGGAUCACUACUUAGCCCCAGACUUUUACCAUGUCUUCAGAAAGAUGUGGAAGUUAAAGCAGGAAGAGUGUCCUGAGUGUGAUGUUCUCUCCCUGGGGACCUAUACGGCCAUUCGCAGUUUCCAUGGCAUUGCUCACAAGGUAGAUGUGAAAACUUGGAAAUCCACAGAGCACAAUAUGGGUCUAGCCUUGACCCGGGAUGCAUAUCAGAAACUGAUUGAGUGCACAGACACUUUCUGUACUUAUGAUGAUUAUAACUGGGACUGGACUCUUCAAUAUUUAACUGUAUCUUGUCUUCCAAAAUUCUGGAAAGUGCUGGUUCCUCAAGUUCCUAGGAUAUUUCAUGCUGGAGACUGUGGUAUGCACCACAAGAAAACCUGUAGACCAUCCACCCAGAGUGCCCAAAUUGAGUCACUCUUAAAUAGUAACAAACAGUACUUGUUUCCAGAAACUCUAAUUAUCAGUGAGAAGUUUGUGGCAGCCAUUUCCCCACCUAGGAAAAAUGGAGGGUGGGGAGAUAUUAGGGACCAUGAACUCUGUAAAAGUUAUAGAAGACUGCAGUGAAAAAUCACAAUUACAAAAGCAAAAGUCACAGUCUUCUAUUUUUGAUAUUUGUCCAAACAAUAUACAAUUGACUAAAGGGGUUUAGGAACUGGUUUCUGCUUUAAUACGGAAAAAAAAAAAAAUUCUUGUAAAAGGUGUCCAAAUAUAGUAAUCUUUUCCUUCAAUGUCUGAUUAAAAUUUAAACACAAGUUUUCAUUUCGGGAGUUGGGUUUUAAAGUUCAAUCUGUGUCUGCUAAAAGUAAUCAUUGUUAAUUGGUAAAAGAAAAGAGGGGAAAUUUUAUUUAAAUUGCAUCUAUUAAUCUUUUUAUCUGGAACUUUGUACACUUUUCCACUUUCAAAACUUAUUUUAAGUACAGCAGACUUUAUUUAAAACUGUCAUAGCAGUAAAAAGUCUUACAAUGGAAUUGUUAGUAUUAAUCAAACAAGCCCAAUUUCACUCUUGACACGGUUACUAGGAAGGGAUUGCUUCACUGGUUUUAUAAUUCAAAAGUUAUGUUUGUUAAACACCCUAUCAGAACAGACAUUUUCAGUAUUACAGAUUCCUGUAUUAUUGUGUUAAGAUUUGCCUGUGCUUUGGAACCUUCAUAGAACACUUUUUUUUGGAAUGUAUUUGAUAAGAAAGUUUAAACACUGUUUUCACCUCAAUGUAGAAAUACAGUGGGUUUUUUUUUUUCUUUUAGUGCUGCCAAAAUAAAAUACUCAUUUUUGCAUAAAAAG
Messenger RNA from Odobenus rosmarus divergens (Pacific walrus), 2330 nucleotides. RefSeq names its product mannosyl (alpha-1,6-)-glycoprotein beta-1,2-N-acetylglucosaminyltransferase (gene MGAT2). Bases 255 to 1613 code for a protein of 452 amino acids. Gene Ontology annotation, cellular component: Golgi stack; Golgi membrane. Gene Ontology annotation, biological process: oligosaccharide biosynthetic process; protein N-linked glycosylation. The transcript has 2 exons. Gene Ontology annotation, molecular function: alpha-1,6-mannosylglycoprotein 2-beta-N-acetylglucosaminyltransferase activity. NCBI's taxonomy places the organism in Eukaryota, Metazoa, Chordata, Mammalia, Carnivora, Odobenidae. The record is from RefSeq and is a predicted model, not a curated record.